ACUUUAAUAUCCGCAACGCUUAAUGAUAGGCCAAUUUUGCAACUGCACUGGAGAAGAAAAAACGAAGAAAGUAGAAGUUGUUGAGAUGGCAAACGCAGAUCAAAACAUUAAUUCCGAUGAUGAUUCGGCAGUAAAAGGUUUGAGAAACUUUCUUUUAGAGUAUUUUUAUUUAUUUUACCUUAACUUUUUGUCUUUUAAUAUUUUUUUAUCAACUUUUCUUUGUUUUAUAUUUUGCCUUUAUAAAAGAUAAGGCGAAAGUUUCAUUUUUAAUUAUAUACAUAUAUAUAUAUAUAUAUAUAUAUAUAUAUAUAUAUAUAUAUACUGAAUAUACUGUAUUUAUAUUAGUACAAAUAUUAUAUAUACAGUAUAUAUAUAUAUAUAUAUAUAUAUAUAUAUAUAUAUUUGUAUUUAAGAAUUCAUUCUUUCCUUUAUGCCCUUUUUUUCUUUAUUGCAAAAACAAAAAGAGACGGAAAACUUUUUUCAACCUUUCCUUUUCUUUUCUAUUGCUUUUUCUUUCUUUUCCAUUUUCUAUUAUUUCAUUUAAAUCAAUCUAUGAGCUAAAGGAGAUGAUAAUAAGAAAGUGAGCUUUGCAUAUAAAUAUAUACUGUAUAUCUCUAUAUAUAUUGAUGAAAUCAUAUUGUCUCUCAAAUUAUUCUUGAAUGUAUCAUAAACAAGAUUUUAAUGAUUUUAAAGUUAAUUUCAUUUCAAUUUCCUCUCCUCUACUUUAAUAUCGUUAUUGUUUGAUCCGAGUUUUUAUCCUAGUCUAUAAUUUUUUUAAAGAGUAAUUAGGUUUCGGAAAUUAGAAUUAUUUGUGUUUAAUUUCAAAAAUCUUCAUGAAAAAAUGAACUAGAGAAAUUCUUUAGUUUGUCUCUUAAAGGAGAGAGAGAGAGAGAGAGAAAAGUUAGACACUCCGAUAGUUAUUUACAUAGAUACACAUAUCAAAAAAAGUAAAGGAGAGAAAAAAGAAGGAAAAUCAGUUGGACUAAGGAAGAAAAAAGUCUUAAAACAAUAUAAGACAAAUAUAAGAAAAACACAAGAAAAGGGAAUUAAGGAGAUAUCUAAAAAGAGAGAGAGAGAGGAAAUAAAAAAAAAUAGUGACCGGAGAGCGAGAACAGGAGACAAAGGUUAUGAGAAAGGAUUAGAUUAACAAGGAAAAUUAUUUAAACUUUUUCUAAUCGAUCUUUUAUUCAGAAGCUUUAAUGAAAAACACGAUUUCCAUGAAAUUUGAUGCAAUUUUAAGCUCGAUUUGAUAUUGAUUUUUUCGAUUUAUAAUUUUUUUAAUAUAGUUCUUUCUUUGGCUCUUGCGUGCAGUUUGCGGCCUGAAAUAAAAGAGUAACAAAAACUACCAUUUAUUAUUUUAAUAAUGGAUUAGAGCAAGGUCAAGUCCAAGUUGAAUUUACAGAAAAACUCGUCGCCAACCCGGACCCAGAGUUGGAAGGAGAAGAGGUUGAAGAAAGAGAAACAUGGGGCAAAAAGGUGGACUUUCUUCUCUCAGUAAUCGGCUUUGCGGUCGACUUGGCGAACGUUUGGCGGUUUCCAUAUUUGUGCUACAAGAAUGGCGGAGGUAAAUGAUUAUUUGUCACGAUAUUUCGUCUCGAUAUAAUUGGUAAAGGUUCGAUACGGUCGUGAUUUUCUUUAUAGCUUACCAACGUGAUUGAAGGGUUGACUGAUUAAGUACUAUGAUAAAUGAAUAUUUGAUAGGUUGUUGUUCUAGAAUCGGCGGGUAGGGAAGCUAAACUUACAGCAUCAGCUUAGAAAACCAAAUAAACAAAGUCGAAUAAUAGGAAACCCUCUUUAUAAGACUUAUUCAAUUUACUUUCAACACUUUUACUUAUAUUAUCUCAAAAAAUGUUUCCGGUCGGCAAAGUAUGAAUGUAAAACUUGUUAAUCUCACACCAGGUGCUUUUCUGAUACCCUACGUUCUCAUGCUUUUACUCGGAGGCAUACCAUUGUUCUACAUGGAAUUGGCAUUGGGCCAAUUCAAUAGGAAAGGGGCCAUUACAUGCUGGGGUCGUAUAUGUCCGCUUUUCAAAGGAGUCGGCUAUUCUGUCGUUCUGAUUGCCUUCUACACCGACUUCUUUUACAAUGUAAUCAUUGCUUGGUCUCUAUACUAUUUUGUUUCGUCCUUUACCGGAACUCUGCCCUGGGUUCGGUGUAACAAUACCUGGAAUACUAAAAAUUGUUACGAUGGCCAUUUGAUUGGAGAGGAAAGUGGCAAUAUUACGACCACAUCACCUUUAUAUAGUACUACUCUUUUUAAUCAGUCCAAUCUGUUAAAUCAGACCGAAGUGCCGCGUAUUUCCCCGGCUCAGGAAUUUUUCGAUCGGCAUAUGUUGGAACUUGACAAGGCUGAUGGUAUCACAAAUCUCGGAAACAUAAAAUGGGAAUUAGCUCUCUGCUUACUAGCGGUUUACGUCAUUUGUUAUUUUUCUCUAUGGAAAGGUAUUUCAACAUCUGGAAAAGUUGUAUGGUUUACAGCAAUAUUUCCAUAUUUCGUUCUCUUAACCUUAUUAAUUAGAGGUAUCACUCUACCUGGAGCUGGAGAUGGAAUAAGGUACUAUCUAACACCGGAUUUUUCACGGUUGAAAAGUUCAGUCGUCUGGGUUGAUGCAGCAACGCAAGUAUUCUUUUCGUUAGGACCUGGAUUCGGUGUCCUCUUGGCAUUUGCUUCUUAUAAUAAAUUCCAUAAUAACGUCUACGCUGAUGCUCUGGCAACAAGCAUUAUCAAUUGCGCUACAAGCUUCUUAUCGGGGUUUGUCAUAUUUUCUGUUCUAGGCUAUAUGGCUCAGAAAACUCAUAAGCCCAUUAGUAAAGUAGCCACCGAAGGACCUGGCUUAGUAUUCGUCGUUUAUCCAGAGGCAAUAGCAACGUUACCCGGAUCAACAUUUUGGUCCUUAAUCUUCUUCCUUAUGCUUCUAACGCUGGGAUUAGAUAGUUCGUUUGGAGGAUCCGAAGCUAUAAUUACGGCGAUCAGCGACGAAUAUCCUAUAUUAAAAAAGCAUAGGGAAAAAUUUGUUGCUGGACUUUUCGUGUUUUACUUUGUCAUUGGUUUACCUAGCUGUACGCAGGGGGGAGCUUAUAUGGUAACACUUUUUGAUAAAUAUGCUGCUGGCUACUCAAUUCUAUUCGCUGUAUUCUUUGAAUCCUUGGCCGUCUCCUGGUUCUACGGAGUCGAGCGUUUCUCCGACGAUAUUAAAGAUAUGUUAGGAUUUAGGCCUGGUAUUUAUUGGAGAGUUUGCUGGAAGUUUAUUGCUCCAGUGUUUAUUAUGUGUAUCAUGGUUUUUGGAUUUGUUAUGUACGAGCCUCUAGCCUACGAUAAGAAUUACAUAUACCCUGGAUGGGCUAACGGAGUAGGAUGGUGUCUAGCACUUUCAUCUAUAUUAUGUAUGCCGGUAGUAGCAUCGGUAAGGAUGCUUAUAACAAAGGGAAGUUUUAUUGAGAGAAUUCAAACGCUCAUAACUCCAUGGAGAGAUUCAAGAAAACUAAGAGUAGUUACAGAUAUGCAGAAUUUGAGGGAAAAUAAUUUUAAGAUGGGUGAUUCUGUUUAGAAAAUGAACGAGAUGAAAAAGAGAAAAACAGAGAAAAAUGAAAAAAAAAAUCUUAUAAACAUAUAAAGAAGAGAAAAUACAUAUAGAGAAAGUAUAUUACAAUAUAUAUACACAGUGUUUUAACCACUUUGCAAUAGAGUCAAUUUGCAUACUGUAUGGUAAUUACAUAUAUAUAUAUAUAUAUACAUAUAUAUACAUACUGUAUAUAUUUGAAUAUAUCAAAUAUGUACUGUAGACAACCAUAUUUCAACAUAUAUACUUAUAACUGUAUAUAUGAUAUUUAUAUAUAUUUAUAUAGUAUAUUGCAUGCAUUUUUGUAUACUCAUAGAUAGAUAUAUAGACGUAUGUAUAAAUAUUUAUUUUAAGUAUCUACAAUAUGUCUGUAUGUUUAUACAGUUUAAUAGUCUGUUGCAUGGUGAACUGGUGUAUAUAUACGGUAUAUAUUAUAAGUAAAUAAACGUCUAAGGCAUGUAGGUAAAUGUACGAAGACUGUAUGAAUAGGAAUAGGGCAUUUUAUAUACAAAUAAUGUGUAUAUUUUCUAUGAAAUACGAGAAUUAAAACAUUUUGCUUUUAGUAUUUGAUAGUUGACGAAUGUUGAAAUAUCUAUGGUUUACAUUCAUUAUUAUAUAUAUAUAUAUA
Molecule: messenger RNA, 4188 nt
Organism: Dimorphilus gyrociliatus
Lineage: Eukaryota; Metazoa; Annelida; Polychaeta; Dinophilidae
Source: the annotation of a GenBank genome assembly